Molecule: messenger RNA, 1181 nt
Organism: Camellia sinensis
Lineage: Eukaryota; Viridiplantae; Streptophyta; Magnoliopsida; Ericales; Theaceae
Source: RefSeq, a predicted model, not a curated record
AGCGGGUGAAUAUCAAAUAUAAUAGCCCUAAUCUCUCAGUCUCUCACCCUCUCGUUCACUCUCUCGCUCUCCUUCAUCUCUCGCUGUAGCCCUAAUCGAAGUUCUCUCUCUCUCGAUUUCGAUUUCGAUUUCGAUUACGAAAUCUAUGUUUGGGUGAUUCGUUCUCAAUUUCGAAGCUUAUUUUGAAUCUCAGAAUAUUUGUUAAAGCCUUUGUAAACCCUUAUAUUGAAUCCUCACACCUUCAAAUCUCGCCUCUCUCUCAACGCUCUCUAAACCCUUAUCAUUCUCACGAUGUUGCUCCAGAACGGUGUCAUCUUUCAGAGCGAUUUUGAUUUCGAAGCUCCAGAGCGGUGUCUCUCUCUCUAGAUCUCUCUUCAUCUUUGAGAUUCAGAGAUUCAGAUCGGUCUCAGUGAUUUCAUCUCAGAGCGAUUUCGAAGCUCCAGCGAGUCCUGCAAUUCUUAGGUAUCUUGCUUGUGCAUUUCCUGGAGUAGCUGAUCACUGGUUUUGCGAUUAUGGCUUGAGAGGAAAAUCUUACCUGAGUCUCUUCUUCGCCAAUAUAUGGAUGACAUUGGAGUUUCAAAUGACGAUGCAUCUGCUGGAUUUUUCCUUCCACGUCCGUCUCGAGCUGAGCGUGCUGUAGAUGAUCCAAUUAGAGAUAUGGAAGGCAUGCUUGUUGAUGAAUAUGGGAGGGAGAGUUCCAACACUACAAAAGGGAAAUAGAAUGGAAAAUAUAUUUAGUUUUCCAUGGUCGAAAGAUAAUCCUAUUGUUCUUGGACCGAGAUUUAAGGAUGCAUUCCAAGACCCAAAUUCAUACCUUGCCAUAGAGCCCAUCUUUGAGAAAGAGAGGUAUAUAGUAACAUACAACCCUUCAAAGGGAAAUAUAUAUGCAUUGUUGAAGGAUCAAGCAAAAUCAGAUGACAUUUUGAAAGCAGCUUUCCAUGCUCAUGUGCUUCUGCAUAUCAUUCACUCAUCAAAUCAGAAUCAGCCUCCUUAUAGGAAGCAUCGAGAAACUGAUCAUUCAGUGUUUAUGCGUUCUAUUACCGAUCUUCAAUCUCAUAUUACUGAAUCUUGUAAGAUGGUCUCAGCUUUAUAUAGGCCUUUCAAGAGCAAAGUUACAGAACAGAGAUCAAAUUCUCAUCAAUUUACAUCAUAAUUGGGCUGUUGGUCUGCCAAAACGAGCA